UAGCGUUUCUGAACAAACCGCUUUUCCUUCUCUACUUCUUCAUCGUCGCCAUUACUUCACUUCACUAUCUACACGCCAACUGAAGUUAUUCUUCCUAAUUUUAAUUUGUACAAAACAAAAAUGGCUCAAAGCACCAUCAGGAAAGCCAUCGGUGCUAUGAAGGACCAAACGACCAUCAGCAUCGCCAAAGUCGCCGGAAAUAUGGCCCGGGAGCUCGAUGUCUUGGUUGUCAAAGCAACCAGUCACGAUGAGGAUCCCGCCGACGACAGGUAUAUUAGAGAGAUUGUGAAUUUAUGCUCCAAUUAUUCGAAUGGAUAUGUGAAUGCGUGUGUUGUUACGAUCUCUAAACGAUUGAGUAAAACUCGCGAUUGGAUUGUAGCGCUCAAGGCGCUAAUUGUGGUACAUAGGGUUUUGAUCGAUGGACAUCCCUCUUUCGGGGAGGAGAUUGUUUAUGCUACACGAAAAGGUACGCGAGUCUUGGAUUUAUCUGGUUUUAGAGAUGAAGCUCAUUCUAAUUCUUGGGAUCAUUCUAGUUUUUUGAGGUUUUACGCUUUGUAUCUUGAUGAAUUGAUUGAGACUCUGGUUCUUGAGAAGAAAGUGAAAGGGGGUGAUGAAUCUUAUUACAGGGGCAAGAGGCAGAGUUCGUGGAGGUCUAUUAGACCAGAGAGAGUAGUGGAGGAGUUAAACCAACUGAUUCGAAUGCUUGAUCGAGUUUUAGCUUGUAGGCCGAAUGGAAUGGCGAAGAGUAGUAGAUUAGUGAUUACUGCGCUUAAUUUGGUAAUUAAAGAGAGCUUUAGGUUGUACAUUGAGAUUUGUGAUGCAUUGGGGGUUUUGUUGGAUCAGUUUAAAGAAAUGGAAUAUGCUGAUUGUCUUAGAGUUUUUGAUGUUUGUGCUAAUGCUGUAAAGAAUAUUGAUGAACUUGUGGAAUUUUAUUGUUGGUGUAAGGAUGUGGGGAUUGCUCGGUCUUCUGAAUAUCCAGGUGUUCGUAUGAUAACCAAUAACCUUUUGAUCACACUUGGGGGCUUUCUAAAGGAGAUGACAAGGAGGCCCAAGGACUACAAUGAAAUGAGAACGAAGGAGAUGAAGCCAGUAUCGGUUAAGGAGUCUAGAUACGACAUGAAUGAGAUAAAGGCGCUUCCUCCGCCAGAGAAUUGUGCUCCUGUUUCGCAAUCGGUUUUGCAAUCGCUAAAGGAAGAUUUGGUGAACUUGAGAGAGGAUGAAGUAUCAGCUGAUGAGCAAGGGGAGAAAUUGGCCAUGGCUUUUUUCUCUGGACCCCCAACUACAAAUCCUAAUGGUUCAUGGGAAACUUUCUCAUUGAACCAUGAGCCCGAAGUGAGUUCAGUGUGGCAGACGCGGGCUGCGGAGUUUGGCAAACCGGAUUGGGAAUUGGCAUUGGUUGAAACUGCUAGUCAUCUAUCAAAGCAGAGGCCUGAUAUGGGUGGUUGUUUCGAUCCAAUGUUAUUAAAUGGAAUGUAUGACCAAGAGGCAGUUAGGCGACACGUGAAUGUCGAGCAACUCGGGGGAAGUUCGAGCAGUGUGGCAGUGGCAUUGCAAGGCCAAGGCAGUGCUGGUUCACAAGUUCUGGCACUUCCAGCACCGGAUGGAACAGUUGAACUGGUUGGGCAGCGGGACCCUUUCGCUGCAUCGCUUAUGGUUCCACCUCCUUCGUAUGUACAGAUAGCUGAAAUGGAGAAGAAGCAGCAGUUGCUAGCGCAGGAGCAGCUUCUAUGGAAGCAGUAUGGCAGAGAUGGAAUGCAGGGCCAAGUGGGUUUGGAAAAAGUUGGUAAUGGCUCAGCUUAUUACUAGGCUCCCUUUUGAAUUGGUUUUCACUUUGAGAAGGAGAAUGCCCUAAUCAUAAUUGCCCUCUUGGGAAUAAGCUUCAUAUUUACUACAAGCAGCAAUAACGACAGAAUAAAUUGGCCAAUUGUGUAUAUUUUAAUAUUUUCAGUAUGCUGUCCUUUUGUUUUUUUUUUUUUUUUUUCUUUAAUCUUUGUAUUUGCUUGUUGCAUCAAUGGAUUAAGAUUAAGAGGCAAGAUCCUUGAUAACAUUUUUGUUUAAUUUUGUUUCUUUUCGGGGUUUUUCUUUUUAAAUAAUUUUUAGCACCUGUUUACAAGAAUAUUUUGCUAAUUGUUAUCGAUGUUUUUUGACUUUUUAUAAUCUCAAGAGUAUUUUUGAAACUUUUUAAUAGUUUAUGGGUAUUUGUGGAACAAAAAUUUAAUGAUUUCUAUACAAAAUCAAUAAGUGUGUAUUUUUUAAUCAUUUUUUAAAGUUUAUGGGUAUUUUUUAAAAUUUAGGGAUAUCUUUUACGAUAACAUCAAAGUCGAAGGAUAUCUUUUUUUUUUUUUUU
Cucumis melo (muskmelon) is the source of this 2347-nucleotide messenger RNA. RefSeq names its product putative clathrin assembly protein At2g25430. Gene Ontology annotation, cellular component: clathrin-coated vesicle; clathrin-coated pit. Gene Ontology annotation, molecular function: 1-phosphatidylinositol binding; phosphatidylinositol-4,5-bisphosphate binding; SNARE binding. Lineage: Eukaryota; Viridiplantae; Streptophyta; Magnoliopsida; Cucurbitales; Cucurbitaceae. Gene Ontology annotation, biological process: vesicle budding from membrane; clathrin coat assembly; clathrin-dependent endocytosis. The coding region runs from base 121 to 1806 and encodes 561 amino acids. The record is from RefSeq and is a predicted model, not a curated record. The transcript has a single exon.